Molecule: messenger RNA, 909 nt
Organism: Paramecium tetraurelia
Lineage: Eukaryota; Ciliophora; Oligohymenophorea; Peniculida; Parameciidae
Exons: 3
Cellular component (GO): cytosol
Source: RefSeq, a predicted model, not a curated record
AUGGGUCUCCAGUGUUCUAAAUGCCAAAUCAAUGAUGAAAAAGAAUUUAUUCUAGCUAAUAUAGUUCCAGAACACAAACACAACAUGUAAUUGGAAAAUCUAGAAGAUAGUUUUGAAAGUGAUCCAAAUUAUCCACCUUCGACAGCAAUAAGUAAGACUAUGGAAGAAAAAAGUAUUCAAUUUUCAAAGAUGCAAAAAGAAAGUUAACAUACAAUACCAUCUGACUACCAAAAACUAGAAGAAUUAUAAAUGGAUGAUGAUUCCAAGUUUUUUGGCUAAACUAAAGAUGGUUAAGCUAAUGGAAAUGGAAAAUUAUGGUUAAGAAAUGGAGACUAUUAUGAAGGUGAUUUCUAAGAUAAUCUAAUGCAUGGCAAAGGAAUUUAUAACUAUUAAAAUGGGCCUAUUUUUGAAGGUUAAUUUUUAUAUAACAAACCUGAUGGAUUCGGUGUUGAAUCUUGGCCAGAUGGUUCUGUAUAUGAAGGAAAUUUUAAAGAAGGUAAAAAAUGUGGAAAAGGAUGUUACAAGUGGUAUUAAGGUUGUGUUUAUGCUGGAGAAUGGAAGAAUAACAAAAUUCAUGGAAUUGGCAGAUAUGAUUGGCCUGAUGGAAGGUCUUACUCCGGUAGUUGGGCCUAUAAUCAAAUGCAUGGGAGGGGAAAGUACAUUUGGAAGGACGGUAAAUGCUAUGACGGUGAAUAUUAGAAUGAUAAAAAAUAAGGUUUCGGAAUAUUCUAUUGGCCAGAUUAUAAACAAUAUUAAGGCCCAUGGUAAGAUGGAAAACAACAUGGGAAAGGAAUAAUGAUAUACCCAGAUGGAAAAAAAAAAGUCGGAAUUUGGUAAUAUGGAAAAUUGAUAAAUUAUACUGAAGAUGAUAAUUUUCAAAUAAUUCCAGAAAAUUGGUAGCAAUAAUGA